Meloidogyne enterolobii is the source of this 200-nucleotide messenger RNA. The record is from the annotation of a GenBank genome assembly. NCBI's taxonomy places the organism in Eukaryota, Metazoa, Nematoda, Chromadorea, Rhabditida, Meloidogynidae.
AUGGAGCCAAUGCGUUGUUUAAAAACGCCUGAUUUGGAUGAUGAUGAACGUGAAUUUGCUUUAGAUUACUGUCAGUCAAAGAAUACCUACUAUGUUCCGCCGGAGCAAAAUAUCCCUUGGUCAAAUGAGGGGCGAAGAGAACGUCAAAUUGGAUACUAUCAUGUUUGUUUAGAAAAAUAUUAUUUUUAGAACAAAUUUUU